AUGCAGGCGGCAGCUGACAGCGACGCUCCUGUCAACAGUGGCAGCAGCAGCAGCGGCACCGCAGACGUCGACGACAGAGACGGGGCAGGGGAGAGGAUGGAGAGGACGAGGAUGGAGAGGACGGUGCCAAGCGAGCAGCAGGACCGGACCAACAACCAGCAGCAGCAGCAGCAGACGUCCUCCACGUCGUCCGGUGUGCUCGACAAACUGUUCGGGAAGCGACUUCUCCAGGCCCGACACUACAUCAUGUCUCGGAAGUCCUGGUUAAAAAUGGUUCCCACUGAAAACUGUGACAUCCUGAUGGCGUUCCCAGACACGAUAGACGACCACACUCUGCUGUGGCUCCUCAACCAGAUCCGGGUCGGAAUCCCACAAGUCAGCAUUCAGGUCCGGCAGCAUAAACACACGCAGGCGCACGCCUUCUUCAUCACCACCACGUUUGAGAACUUACUGCGAGGAGCCGAGCAGAUGGGCAUGCACAAGACCGUCAAACCACAGUUUGGUGGCGGGAUGCGGCGCUUCUCCUGUGAGGAGGACAACAUCUACGAGAACAUAGAGAGCGAGCUCUGCUUCUUCACCUCUCAGGAGCGUCAGAGCAUCAUUAAGUACUGGCUGGACAACCUGCGAGCCAAGCAGGGCGACGUGCUUCACAACAUUCACUUCCUGGAGGGACAGCCAAUCAUUCCAGAGCUGGUGGCUCGGGGGGUGAUCCAUCAGAUGUUCCCUCUUCACGAGCAGAGGAUCCUCAACCAGCUGAUGACGUCCUGGGUCCAGGCUGUCUGUGAAAGGCAGCCGCUCGACGAUAUCUGCGACUACUUUGGAGUGAAGAUCGGCAUGUACUUUGCCUGGCUGGGUUUCUACACCAACUCCAUGCUUUACCCGGCUGUCAUCGGCUUUCUGCUCUGGAUUCUAGCUGAAGCCGACCAGACCAGCCAGGACAUCUGCUGCGUGGUUUUCGCCCUCUUCAACGUGGUGUGGGCCACUCUGUUCCUGGAGCGCUGGAAGAGGCGAGAGGCGGAGCUGUCGUACAGGUGGGGCACCCUGGACACACCUGCAGAGUCCCUGGAGGAGCCGCGGCCUCAGUUCAGGGGCGUGAAGCGCUGCAGUCCCAUAACGGGCUGCGAGGAGUUCUACUACCCUCCCUGGAAGAGAGCUCUGUUCAGAUGGCUGGUCAGCCUGCCCAUCUGCCUCCUCUGCCUCUGCUUCGUCUUCCUCGCUAUGCUCCUCUGCUUGGAACUGCAGGAAGUCGUGAUGGAGAUUCAGGAGCUGCCCGGCAUCACCAGGUUCAUUCCUAAGAUACUCCUGGCUGUUACCGUAACCGUGUGUGACGAGGUGUACAAGAAGAUUGCCUACUGGCUCAACGACAUGGAGAACUACAGACUUCAGAGUGCCUACGAGAAUAAUCUCAUCAUCAAGAUGGUUUUUUUUGAGUUCAUCAACUCUUACCUGAGCCUUUUCUACAUCGGAUUCUACCUCAAGGACAUGGAGCGGCUGAAGGAGAUGCUGGCUACUCUGCUGAUUUUCCGCCAGUUCCUGCAGAACAUUAAAGAGGUCCUCCAGCCGUAUCUGUAUGAGCAGAACAAGCUGGGCGUCUUCACCCCAAAGGUGCUAUGGGAGCUGCUCCAAGCCAUCACCAUCAAGUACGGCCGCCUGGCGCUGGGAAAGGCCCAGGCCUCCAUGACUUCUUAUUCCUUUCUGGGUCCCAGAGGGAUCCCCGUCAGCCCCACUAACGGGAACCCGGAGCCAAAGAGACGAGGGGAUCUGAAGGCUGGAUUCAGGCUGACAGAGGAAGAGUGGGACAUGAAUGACAGUGCCUUGAAGCACCGUAAAGUCAGCUUCACAGAGAAGGUCGACUACCAGGACGUCACGACGGAGACGCAGGCCGUGGACGACAGCUUCCUGGAGGACAGCCCCACCCUGGUGGAGGACGGGAUGGAUCCGUCCAGUAUUUUUGACAGUUGUGAUGAGGACAGUGAUUGUGAAUCGUUUUCUCAACAGGAGACCAAGGAGAAUGUGUCCUCUCCAAAGGAAUCUGACUCUCUCUGUCAGAGAAGAAGGAACGCUGGGGAGGGGAAAGAUGACAAGAAGUCGUGGAUUGAUCCGCCAGAAGAACCCAAAGGCGUCACUCUGACCCAGGCUGAGAUCGAGAGCUGCAUGCAGACGUACGAGGACACGCUUCAGGACUACCAGGAGAUGUUCAUCCAGUUUGGCUACGUGGUGCUCUUCUCCUCUGCGUUCCCGCUGGCAGCCAUGUGUGCUCUUAUCAACAACAUCAUUGAGAUCCGCAGCGACGCCCUGAAGCUCUGCACCGGCCUGCAGAGACCCUUCGGUCAGAGGGUGGAGAACAUCGGCCAGUGGCAGACUGCGAUGGAAGCCAUGGGUUUGAUAGCCAUUAUAGUUAACUGCUACCUGAUUGGUCAGUGCGGGCAGCUUCAGCGUCUGUUCCCCUGGCUGAGCCCUGAGAUGACCAUCAUCUCCAUCGUCUUACUGGAGCACUUUGCAAUCCUCCUAAAGUACAUCAUCCAUGUGGCCAUCCCUGAUAUCCCCGGCUGGGUAGCAGAAGAGAUGGCCAAGCUAGAGUACCGCCGAAGGGAAGCUUUCAAGAAACAUGAGCUGCAGGCACAGCAGCACUUCCAGCAGCAGCUCAGACGCCGACGUGAAGAAGAGGAACUCCAGCGUCAGGCUGAGCUGCAGGCCGAGGCCCGUCAGGAGAGCGACUACCACAAGGCCGACGCCCAGCACCAGCACCACCACGACAAAGCACAAGGGAACAAGCCAGGGGACAAGCCCAAGAGACCCAGCUCUCUCCUGGGCAACAACAACGUGAUGAAGCUGAAGCAGAUCAUUCCUCUCCAGGGGAAGUUCUCCUCCGGUACAUCACGCUCACCAGCGCAGUCCCCAACAGGAGGGGAGGCGAAGCUGCCCGGGUUUCUGAAGUUCUUGAAGUCACCUGAGGUGAAAAAAGAGCCGGCGGUGGCAGUUGGAGCAACGACGGGGUCAACGGUCAGCUCUUCAGUUCCCCCUAGUGGCCAGGAGAGGUCACAGUCCCCCAACAGGACUUUCAGUCCUGGGAAGCUGUUCAGUUUCAGUAAGUCAGAGGGCACAGUGGUGUGUGCAAAUGGGACCCAGCCACCGACCCAGGCUGCCAGCGCUCAGCCCAACCGGGCUGACUUAAACACAACACAAGAGGAGCUGCCCUCCAAUGAGUCCGACAAAGGAGAAUCAAGACAAUUGACUGAUUUAGAAAACUCAAAGACUUAA
This is a messenger RNA of Stegastes partitus (bicolor damselfish), 3261 nucleotides long. It is a transcript of the gene ano8a, whose product is annotated as anoctamin 8a. Gene Ontology annotation, molecular function: chloride channel activity. Gene Ontology annotation, biological process: chloride transmembrane transport. Lineage: Eukaryota; Metazoa; Chordata; Actinopteri; Pomacentridae. The record is from RefSeq and is a predicted model, not a curated record. The transcript is spliced from 19 exons. Gene Ontology annotation, cellular component: plasma membrane. The coding region runs from base 1 to 3261 and encodes 1086 amino acids.